Messenger RNA from Chenopodium quinoa (quinoa), 1732 nucleotides. RefSeq names its product xyloglucan 6-xylosyltransferase 4-like. Bases 75 to 1541 code for a protein of 488 amino acids. Gene Ontology annotation, biological process: xyloglucan biosynthetic process. The transcript has a single exon. Gene Ontology annotation, cellular component: trans-Golgi network; membrane; endosome. Gene Ontology annotation, molecular function: hexosyltransferase activity. The record is from RefSeq and is a predicted model, not a curated record. NCBI's taxonomy places the organism in Eukaryota, Viridiplantae, Streptophyta, Magnoliopsida, Caryophyllales, Amaranthaceae.
UCUCAAACUUCAAAUUAAAGAGACAAUCUUUCAUAGUUUCUGUUCAUUUUUUGAUUCAUUAUUUAAAUUGUUAGAUGGGUUAUGUGACCACUUCAAAUAGCAUAAAGAUCAUCAUAUUAUGUAGUUUUGUUGUCAUCAUUGUGCUUAGGGGCACUAUUGGAAUUGGAAGCCUCGAACGAUCUUCAGCUAAAAUUGGAAAUCAAGCCCUCAAUAACGAGACGAAUCAGGUACUUGUUGAACUUCAAUCGGACAAGAAUGUAUCCGACCCUAAUAGUCUGAUUAAGCCAUCUAUUGACCCCAAUGUGACCUACACGCUUGAUUCCAAUAGUUUAGAUAACACACCCGUCUACCCCAAUGUAACCUAUACAUCUGACUUCAAUAGUACAGAUGAGCCACCCUUUGACCCUAAUAUGAUUUAUACAUCCUACUCCAAUAGUCUAGAAAAGCCACCCAUUAAUCCCAACAUGACAUAUACAUCCAACUCUAAUAAUCCAGACAAACCAUCCAUUGACCUCAAUGUGACCUACACAUUGGGGCCAAAGAUAACCGAUUGGGAUUCCCAGCGCCAAAAAUGGAUUGAGCAAAACCCGGACUUUCCCAACAUUGUUAAUGGGAAAGCCCGAGUUUUGCUUGUGACAGGUUCAUCCCCUGACCCUUGUGAAACCCCAUUUGGGGAUCAUUAUUUGGUAAAGGGGAUCAAGAACAAGAUUGACUAUUGUAGGUUACAUGGUAUUGAAAUUGUGUACAAUAUGGUUUACUUAGAUGAAGAAAUGACAGGAUUUUGGUCAAAAUUACCCUUAAUUAGAAAGUUGAUGCUUUCUCACAUAGAAGUUGAAUGGUUUUGGUGGUUAGAUAGUGAUGCACUUUUCACUGAUAUGGUGUUUGAAAUCCCAUUACAAAAAUACAAAGAUCAUAACCUUGUAAUUCACGGGUACCCGAGUUUGUUAGAGGAGAAAUCAUGGAUUUCACUAAACACCGGAAGUUUUCUCCUAAGAAAUUGUCAAUGGUCAUUAGACUUGCUAGAUGCUUGGGCACCUAUGGGUCCUAAGGGCGCGGUGAGGGAUGAGGCAGGGAAGCUCCUAGCCGCGAAUUUAAAAGGAAGGCCUGUUUUCGAGGCAGAUGAUCAAUCCGCAUUGAUAUACUUGUUGAUUAACCAAAAGGAGAAAUGGAUGGAGAAGGUGUACAUAGAAAACUCUUACUAUUUGCAUGGUUUUUGGUUAGGUUUAGUAGACACAUAUGAAGAAUUGGAGGAAAAAUAUCAUCCUGGAUUAGGGGAUGAAAGGUGGCCUUUUGUGACACAUUUUGUGGGUUGUAAGCCUUGUAAUAGUUUUCGUGAUUACCCGUUUGAGAAAUGUUUCAAGAGUAUGGAGAGAGCAUUUAAUUUCGCCGAUGAUCAAGUUCUUAAGCUAUAUGGACUAAGGCAUGGGAGUUUGUUGAAUCCUAAUGUUAAGAGAAUUAGAAAUGAAAGUGAUAAUCCUCUUAAGUUUGUGGAUGAACUUGAUAUUCGAAGGCACAAAGUCAUUGAUUCAUCAAAGAGUUAGUAACAACAGGAUUUGAUUUAAGUUAUUGUAAGGUAUGGUUGAUGGCAGAGGAAUAUUUUUUGGUCAUUCAUAGUACUAGUUGUAUAUUUAUUCUUUAAUCUUUAUAUACUACAUUCAUGUGUUUGUUACGAAUGUACAGUAAGUCAGUAAAUGACUUUUUGUCUUUGUAAAACAAUUAAUUAUACACAUUA